Molecule: messenger RNA, 3894 nt
Organism: Paramecium tetraurelia
Lineage: Eukaryota; Ciliophora; Oligohymenophorea; Peniculida; Parameciidae
Exons: 1
Biological process (GO): chloride transmembrane transport
Molecular function (GO): calcium ion binding; chloride channel activity; protein binding
Source: RefSeq, a predicted model, not a curated record
AUGCAUGCUUACAUUAAUUUAAAUGAUAAAUUUGGUAUCAAUGCAGUCUAGAUGUGCUGUUUUGCUAAUUAUAAUGAAAGAACAGCUUGUUUGGAAUUAUUUAUUGAAGAUGGAGAUUUAAAUAGUUUUAAUCCAAGAACUCUUUGGUCACCAGUUCAUUGGGUAGCCUUCUAUGGAGAUGUUGAAAGCAUGUAACUUCUCAUAUCCAAAGAGGCCAUUCUCUUCAAAACUGACUAUGAAGGUUACUAUCCAUUAGAUCUGGCGGGACGGAAUAACAAAAAGAUCGUUGCCAAUCUGAUAAUUGAAUUUCUCAUUUAGUUCCUUAUUGACUAUGAAAGAUCAAGAGUGUCCCAGAGAGUUAAGAAUUUAGUCUAUGAUAGAUUUUGUGAAUAUGAACGAUACAUUUCAAAUCCAGCCUUAAGAUUGUCACUUUUUUAUUGGUCCUGUCAUUUCAGGUUGGCAAAUCUAGAGCGAUUCACAACACUCAACAGGUUCUAUCCAUUGGCUAUCUAUAUGGAUUCGACAGCCUUACACAACUCAAUCAAGAAUUCGAAUAUGGAGGCAUUCCUAUACCUAAUUCACUCAAGUUAAAUUAAACCAUUUUCUUAGGGAAUGCUGCUCUCUCGUAAUGCCACUCCUGAAAACAACAGGAUCUUCUCACUCAAAAAGGAGGAAAUGAAAAUUUACAAAAAAAGAUAUUAAUUAUAUCUUGUACGUUUAGAUGAAUGGGAAUAUGAUUAUUUAAACAAUUAGAUUUCUUUGUUGGAUCAAGUGGAUUUAUUUGGAAAUACUCCUCUGCAUAUAGCUGCAUUAUCGAAUAAUACAGAAAUGAUCAAUUAUUUAAUACAGUUUGGAUGCAGAAUAGAUAUUCAAAAUAGUGAAUAUUGGACUCCAGUAGAUUUUAGUUAUUCUGAGGAAACACGUACAAUCUUCAGAGAAAAUGAGAAACUUAAACAGAAAUCAGUUAAAAACAUACAGAAUUUCUUUUAUUGUUGUAAAUUGCCAACAUAAAAGUAUGAUCCAGUUCAUAAACGCAAUUUGUAUUUAUUUUAGGCCAUCAAAGAUAUAGAAGUAGAUAACUUAUAUACAAUGAGUCAAGAUCUAAUCAUCCCUGAUUUUGUUAUUAAAUGCAGUGCCUAACAUAUUACUAAACUAAAUUUUUAGAUUUAAGUACUUAUCAAUGCUAAAUUCGAAGUCUAUCUUUCGAAAUCCCAAAUCGAUGACUUCUAUUAUUUGAUGUUGAGAAGUCCUUUGACUUAAUUGUAAAUGCAAGCAAUGAUAUAAAAGGUUCAAGUCAAGUUAUUGGAUAGUUAUGAUUAUGAGCCAUAUGAUUCAAAUGGUCAUUUUGAACCCUUUCGUUCUUUGUAAAGACAAUCCAUUAUUGAGGAACAUUUGAAUAGGAUUUUGAACAUUCAGGAAUUGAUUCAACAAAAGGUUAUCAUAGACACUUAUCGCAUGCAUUCAUUUGGUGGGACGACUAAGAUAAGAAGAUAAUGGUUGGAAUAAUAGAAAUGGUAUCACACUUAGCCUUUCAAAUAAUUAUAAGAUUACUUUAAGGAAGGGUAAACUCAGAAUUUUAAAUCCUGUUCAAUUUUGAGAUUAUAUUUUGGAGAAUAGAUUGCUUACUUUUUUGCCUUUAAAUCUUAUCUUACUUGUUUUAUGAUAUUUGCCGCAUUCCCAGGACUCAUUCUUUAAUUAUACAUUUUGGCAGUCAAUGAUUAUAAUUCAUUGUUCCUUCCACUAUAUGUAAUAUACAUGUCUAUUUGGUCAACAAUAACAGUUGAAUUUUGGAAGAGGAAACAAUGUGAAAUGAAUGCUAGGUGGGGAUUAUUGGAUUAAAUGAAUCAAUAAGAAUUGACAACCAGAUUAGAAUUCUAAGGAGAUGAGUACAUGAAUCAUAUUACUCAUCAAAUUGAGAAAUAUGAAUAGAAAGGACAUUCCACAAUUAUGUUUAUGAUUUCAAUUCCUGUGUUGAUUUUGUUCAGUUCUUUUAUAGUUGGAUUAUUCGUUACAAUUGAUUACAUCCAAUAGACUUACACAAAUUCAAGUUAUUAUAAACUGUUAGUGGGAGUGUUACAAGGCAUUUGUGUUUCAGUUUUGAAUAUUAUUUACACUGCAUUGGUUCAUUACUUUGUGGAGAAGGAGAACCAUAAAUUUGAAGAGCAUUAUGAGAGUUCCUUGAUUUACAAGAAUGUGUUAUUCAAAUUUAUUAACAGCUACAUCGCAGUCUUUUAUACCGCCUUCAUUAAAUUAGACAGUACUUACGAAGAGAUAUUCUAUAUUCUUGUACCUGUGUUGGUGAUCAAAUAACUGAGUUACUUGUGUGCCAUUAUGAUGAUUCCUUAGAUCAUCUAUAAAUAUAAGGAAAGUUCUUAUUUUAAGUUGUUCAAGGAGAAAUUGAAUCUAAAACAGUAUCAGGAUCCAAUUGAUAUAUUGUGGAAAUAGACUACAAAUGUGCCACUUAAAUCUUAGAGUAGAGUGGUGAUCAAUCUGACAACCUAGUAGAUACAACAGAACAUAGACAUGGAUAGUGUUGAAUUGAAUGGUCUGAAAUUGCCAGCCUAUAAGUAUUUAAUGACCAACUAUUUUAUGGAAACUAUGAUAGAUUUCGGUUUCAUUACUCUUUUUACUGCUGCAUUUCCUAUUGGUCCUACUAUUGCCAUGAUUAUGAACAUCAUUGAAAUAAGAAUGAAGAUUUAUAGUUUUAAUAGUGUAUUUAAGAGACCUCAGGCUCAAAGAGUUGCUGGGAUAGGUGAUUGGAUGUACAUUUGGGAGUUCUUAAGUUUCAUUGGAGUCUUUACAAAUUAUGCAUUAGUGUUCCUGAAGUAGGGAGAUCAGAUUAAUAAUUAUCUAUUUCCAGAUGGGAGUGUCACUCGUACAAAUAUGUUGUGGUUGUUCUUGUUGUUUAUAUUUUUGAAUGUGAUUCUGAAGUAUGUCAUUCAAUGGAUAAUUCCAGAUAAGCCUAGUUGGGUGAGUGAAUGGGAAGAGGACCUAAAAAAUAAGAAGAGAUAGAAUUCAGAAUUAAAAUAAAAGGAAGAUGAAUGUCAACAGUUGAAUAAUAGGAUAAGUAGACUCGAAAAGUAGAACAAUAAAUUGAUAUAGAGAUUGAAUAACAACGAAUAAAAUAUGAACAGUAUUACCCUACCAAAUGAGUCAUUAUUGCAAUAGACACUUUAGAAUGACAGUGGGUCGUAUUUGACUCUAUACUAUAGGAUGGAGAGAGACAUAGCAUUAGAGAAAUUGAAUCAGAUAUCGAAGUUGCUGAAGUAAAAGAAGUAACUUCUGAUAGUCUGUGCAGAGUGUCAAGUAAAUGAAGCAGUCGUACUCUGUCAAUAAUGUAAGAUUCAUUAUUGUAAAUUAUGUUAUGUUGAUUUAUGUUAGUCACACAAAAUGGAAUCGAUUUCAAAGGGAUAUUAUAAAAUGUUUUAUUAUUCAUUGCCAUAGGUGAAUCAAUAAGGAUUGAAACACCUUUAUGACAUUUUGUGUACAUAUUAUGAGAAUAGAUCAUACGGAACAAAAUUAUUCUUAUCAUUCGAGGACUUUUGUAUUGAUGACAAAUAUAUAAUCAACAAAUUGCAUGGUGUUUUGUUUAAGAAGAAUAAGAUAUAGUGGGAGGAAUUCAACAAGUACAUUCAACAAUUGCAGAAGGGAACAUUUGAAUAGAGAGUAUUGUUAAUGUACGAUUUCAUGGAUGAGGACAAACAGGGAAUGAUAAGCAAGGAUGAAUUCCAGAACUAUGCAGUGUAUCAUAUGGUAUAGGACACUAAUUUUAGAGAUGUUCAAAUAAUGUCCUCAGAAAUGGAAGACAAGAGAGAGUUGAUUAGACAAACAAUCUCAUCUGCUUAACAUUCCCAACAGAUUAGAGAAUAUUUGAAUGCUUUACUAUAAAUAUGA